Coregonus sp. 'balchen' is the source of this 10831-nucleotide messenger RNA. The record is from the annotation of a GenBank genome assembly. Lineage: Eukaryota; Metazoa; Chordata; Actinopteri; Salmoniformes; Salmonidae.
CAGUGAGAGUCAACAUGAUCAGAAUUCUUAUCUCCGUAACCAUGGGUUACACAGCCUGGGUCGCAGGUAUUCAGCUCAUUUCAGGAACUACUAAUACUCUAAUAUGUUAGUUUUUUUAUGGAUUACUGGUGAAUAUGUUUUGUUUACGGUCUAUCGGAAUAGAGAUCGACUCCGGAGAGCGAGAGAGAAGGAGAGAGCGAGACCGCGAGAGAGCGAGUCAAUAGAGAAAUAGCUAGAGUCUUCUCGAGUCGUCCCUCUCUCUAUAGCUCUAUCUCAUACUUUGCAUCUCUCUGCUCUCUCUCUCUCUCUCUCUCUCUCUCUCUAUCUCUCUCGUCUUCUCUCCUCUCCGUCUCUCUCUCUCUCUCUCUCUCCAGGUUCUUCUCUGAGUUGACCAUGUUGGCCAGGGUCCUGCAGGCCCUGUACAAGAACCAGGAAGAGUCUGCUGAGAUGAAGUGUUUGCAUAAUUUACCAAACUAUAACACCAUCCUCUGGUACAAACAAGAUGGACAUAGACAGUUAAUACUUCUGGGAUACAUGAUUGGGGGUUCAGGAUUCACUGAGGCUGGAUUUGAUAUAGCUUUGGAAGGAGAUGCUAAUGCAGGUGCUACCAGCACCUUAACCAUCAGAGAGCUAACUCCAGAUAGCAGUGCUGUGUAUUACUGUGCUGCUAGCUAACACAGUGCAUCAGAUCUCCCUCUCUGCUCUACAAAAACCCUCCUCCCCGAUAUGCUGUCAGAAUCCUCACCCCUGCGUUGUCACACUGUAACCGACUCUCAGUCGGUGCCAACACGCUCACCAGCCGGCCCAUUGCAAAGGGGAGGUUCCCUCUGAUGGCACAUUCAGGAGACCAUGACAUGUUAUUGAUAUGAUAUCAUGUCUUUCCUGUAGGUGGAGUCACAGCUCAACCAAUCCAUGUGGUGUUAUUGAUAUGAUAUCAUGUCUUUCCUGUAGGUGGAGUUACAACUCAAGAAAUCCAUGCGGUGUUUAUUUUAUUUUUAUUUCACCUUUAUUUAACCAGGUAAACCAGUUGAGAACAAGUUCUCAUUUACAACUGCGACCUGGCCAAGAUAAAGUAAAGCAGUGCGAUAAAAACAACAACACAGAGUUACAUAUGGGGUAAAACAAAACAAAGUCAAAAAUACAACAGAAAUACAUAUAAUAUUCAGUGUGUGCAAAUUUAGCAAGUUAUGGAGGUAAGGCAAUAAAAUAGGCUAUAGUGCAAAAUAAUUACAAUUAGUAUUAACACUGGAAUGAUAGAUGUGCAAGAGAUGAUGUGCAAAUAGAGAUACUGGGGUACAAAUGAGCAAAAUAAAUAACAAUAUAGGGAUGAGGUAGUUGGGCGGGCUAAUUUCAGAUGGGCUGUGUACAGGUGCAAUGAUCGGUAAGGUGCUCUGACAACUGAUGCUUAAAGUUAGUGAGGGAGAUAAGUGUCUCCAGCUUCAGAGAUUUUUGCAAUUUGUUCCAGUCAUUGGCAGCAGAGAACUGGAAGUAAUUGCGGCCAAAGGAGGUGUUGGCUUUGGGGAUGACCAGUGAGAUAUACCCGCUGGAGCGCAGACUACGGGUGGGUGUUGCUAUGGUGACCAAUGAGCUAAGAUAAGGCGGGGAUUUGCCUAGCAGUGAUUUAUAGAUGGCCUGGAGCCAGUGGGUUUGGCGACGAAUAUGUAGUGAGGACCAGCCAACAAGAGCGUACAGGUCACAGUGGUGGGUAUUAUAUGGGGCUUUGGAGACAAAACGGAUGGCACUGUGAUAGACUACAUCCAAUUUGCUGAGUAGAGUGUUGGAGGCUAUUUUGUAAAUGACAUCACCGAAGUCAAGGAUCGGUAGGAUAGUCAGUUUUACGAGGGCAUGUUUGGCAGCAUGAGUGAAGGAGGCUUUGUUGCGAAAUAGGAAACCGAUUCUAGAUUUAACUUUGGAUUGGAGAUUCUUAAUGUGAGUCUGGAAGGAGAGUUUACAGUCUAACCAGACACCUAGAUAUUUGUAGUUGUCCACAUACUCUAGGUCAGACCCGUCGAGAGUAGUGAUUCUAGUCGGGUGGGCGGGUGCAAGCAGCGUUCGGUUGAAGAGCAUGCAUUUAGUUUUACUAGUGUUUAAGAGCAGUUGGAGGCUACUGAAGGAGUGUUGUAUGGAAUUGAAGCUCGUUUGGAGGUUUGUUAACACAGUGUCCAAUGAAGGGCCAGAUGUAUACAAAAUGGUGUCGUCUGCGUAGAGGUGGAUCUGAGAGUCACCAGCAGCAAGAGCGACGUCAUUGAUAUACACAGAGAAAAGAGUCGGCCCAAGAAUUGAACCCUGUGGCACCCCCAUAGAGACUGCCAUAGGUCCAGACAACAGGCCCUCCGAUUUGACACAUUGAACUCUAUCUGAGAAGUAGUUGGUGAACCAGGCGAGGCAGUCAUUUGAGAAACCAAGGCUAUUUAGUCUGCCAAUAAGAAUGCGGUGGUUGACAGAGUCGAAAGCCUUGGCCAGGUCAAUGAAAACGGCUGCACAGUACUGUCUAUUAUCGAUCGUGGUUAUAAUAUCGUUUAGGACCUUGAGCGUGGCUGAAGUGCACCCCAUGACCAGCUCGGAAACCGGAUUGCAUAGCGGAGAAGGUACGGUGGGAUUCGAAAUGGUCGGUGAUCUGUUUGUUGACUUGGCUUUCAAAAACUUUUGAAAGGCAGGGCAGGAUGGAUAUGGGUCUGUAACAGUGUUAUGAUAUGAUAUCAUGUAUUUCCUGUAGGUGGAGUCACAGCUCAACCAAUCCAUGUGGUGUUAUGAUAUGAUAUCAUGUAUUUCCUGUAGGUGGAGUCACAGCUCAACAAAUCCGUGGGGAGUCACCAGACAAAGUACCACUGUAGACUUUGGUGUGUAGAGCUGUCUGGACCCAUUCAGAAGAUCCAUGCCUUGUCCUCUUGAAUGUUCACCUACAGUCAGUGUUGAACCAAGAAUAUAUCACUGCUGGAUAUUUAAAUGAACAUGAAUUCUGCUGCGUUUUGUGGAUUGUUGUCCUUGCUGACAGGUUAUAAAUUGUCUAUUUCCUGUAUGAAUGACUGCAGUAUAACAUAUCUCUCUCUCUCCUCGUCUGUAACAGGUGAACUCUGUUCCAGAAUUUCCUGAAGGAAUGACUUCAGUCACUGACCACCUUCCGGAGACACUUGAAACCCUACCUCUUUAAGGAAUACCUGGAAUAUCCCCCCCCCCCCCCCCCCCCCCCCCCCCCCCCCCCCCCCCCAUAAAAAAAAAAGUGGUUGUCCCACUGGCUAUCAUAAGUUGAAUGCCCCAAUUUGUGAGUCGCUCUGGAUAAGAGCGUCUGCUAAAUGACGUAAAUGUAAAUGUACAGUAUAACAGAUCUCUCUCUCUCUCCUCUUCUGUAACAGGUGAACUCCUCUGUUCCAGUGUUCUCCAGUCUCCAGCUUCAGUGUUUCAGAGUUCUGGAGAAACUGAAACACCAUACUGUGGUAUCAGCAGGUACCAUGAUGGGGUAUACCUAGAGGCUGAAGCUGCUCUGAUAUAUCUACCAUGAUGGGGUACACCUAGAGACUGAAGCUGCUCUGAUAUGUCUACCAUGAUGGGGUAUACCUAGAGGCUGAAGCUGCUCUGAUAUAUCUACCAUGAUGGGGUAUACCUAGAGACUGAAUCUGCUCUGAUAUAUCUACCAUGAUGGGGUAUAGAUACAGUAUACUUUUGAAUGGUAAAACGUCAGCCACCUUGAACAUCUCAGAGAUCACACUGGAAGACAGGGCUGUGUAUUGAACAUCUCAGUGAUCACACUGGAAGACAGGGCUGUGUAUUGAACAUCUCAGAGAUCACACUGGAAGACAGGGCUGUGUAUUGAACAUCUCAGAGAUCACACUGGAAGACAGGGCUGUGUAUUGAACAUCUCAGAGAUCACACAGGAAGACAGGAAUAUGUAUUUCUGUGCAGACAGUUUGACACAGUACUGAAAACCUCCCCUCUCCCUGACUCAAACCCCUUGCUAGUAGAUGCCAGGAGAACGCUACCUGCCCAAAUGCACAGUGCCAACUGUAAAGUUUGGUGGAAUAGGAAUAAUGGUCUGGGGCUGUUUUUCAUGGUUCGGGCUAGGCCCCUUAGUUCCAGUGAAGGGAAAUCUUAACGCUACAGCAUACAAUGACAUUCUAGAUGAUUCUGUGCUUCCAACUUUGUGGCAACAGUUUGGGGGAAGGCCCUUUCCUGUUUCACUAAUGCUCUUGUGGCUGAAUGGAAGCAAGUCCCCACAGCAAUGUUCCAACAUCUAGUGGAAAGCCUUCCCAGAAGAGUGGAGGCUGUUAUAGCAGCAAAGGGGGGUAGCUCCAUAUUAAUGCCCAUGAUUUUGGAAUGAGAUGUUCGACGAGCAGGUGUCCACAUACUUUUGGUCAUGUAGUGUAUAUAGAAUAUAAAAUAAUACAAAUAGGAGCAAAUCAGCUGCAGCGCAUUUCUACUACUAAUGAGUACACACUGAGGUUCUUACUGUGGAAUGCAGUGUUUGGUUUUCGCCAGACAUAAUAGGACCCAUCUCGUCCAACAAGUUGACUCAAAAGACACCUGGAAGCACCUGGAUUAUCAUCAAGACUCUUGGAAGAAUGUUAUUUGGACAAAAGUAUAACUUUUUGGACGACAUGGGUCCCAUUAUGCCUGGCGAAAACCAAACACUGCCUUCCACAGUAAGAACCUCAUACCAACAGUCAAGCAUGGUGGUGGUAGUGUGAUGGUUUGGGGAUGCUUUGCUGCCUCAGGACCUGGACGACUUGCCUUAAUAGAAGGAACCAUGAAUUCUGCUCUGUAUCAGAGAAUUCUACAGGAGAAUGUCAGACCAUCCGUCUGUGAGCUGAAGCUGAAGCGCAGCUGGGUCAUGCAACAAGACGAUCCAAAACACGCAAUCAAGUCUACAUGAAAAUGGUUAAAAAGCAACAAAUUGGAAGUUUUGGAAUGGCCUAGUCAAAGUCCAGACCUAAUCCCAAUUGAGAUUUUGUGGCAGGACUUGAAACGAGCAGUUCAUGCUUGAAAACCCAGAAAUGUCGCUGAGUUAAAGCAGUUCUGCAUGGAAGAGUGGGCCAAAAUUCCUCCACAGCGAUGAGAGACUGAUCUACAACAACAGGAAGAAUUUGGUUGCAGUCAUUGCACAACCAGUUAUUGUGUGUAAGGGGGUGUCACGCCCUGGCUCUGGGGACUUUUAUAUGUUGAGCCAGGGUGUUAGUUUCUAUGUUUAGUGUUCUAGGUUUAUGUUCUAGAUCGUGUGUUUCUAUGUUGGCCGGGGUGGCUUGUUGUCUCUGAUUGGGAACCAUACUUAGGCAGCCUGUUUUGCACUUGUCAUUUGUGGGAUCUUGUUCUGUGUAGGUUUGUGUUUGUUAACCUUGGGCUUCACGUAUCGUUUAUUGUUUUGUUCGUGGUGUACUUAAUAUAUAAGAAUGUACGCAUAUCACGCUGCGCCUUGGUCCACUCAUUAUGAUGAGCGUGACAGAAGAUCCCACCAUAACAGGACCAAGCAGCGUGUCCAGGAGCAGACAGCCUGGACUUGGGAAGAGAUCUUGGACGGGAAGGGGUCCUGGACUUGGGAGGAAAUCCAGGCCGGAAUGGUUCGCCGGCCGUGGGAGGAGACGGUGGAGGCGCGCCAUAGAGAGGAGCAGCGGCGCCAACCGGGCCGACGUCGGAGAGGCAACCCCAAUAAUUUUUUUGGGGGGGGCACACGGCAUGGACGACGGGGCUGCUGGAGGCAGCUACAGGGCGAGUUUGUGGAUUAGGAGAAGAGGCCACCAGGUUUGGGGGGCUGGAAGGGAGGUUGGCGGAGCCUAGAGGUAGAGCAGAGCCAACUCCCCGUACUCAGGCUAGGCAGCGUGAGACUGGGCAGGUUCAGAGAUAUGCGGAGCUGCGUACUGUGCCGCGAGUGGUCCGGCACAGUCCUGUACGUCCUGUGCUAGCACCACGCACGUGUCGUGCUAAGGUGGGCAUGCAGCCAGGACGGAGUGUGCCGGCUCAACGCUCGUGGCCUCCAGUACCCCUCCUCGGUCCCGGAUAUCCUGCGCCAGUGCCAUGUGCGGUAGUGCCAGUACGAGUACACAGCCCUGUACAUCCUGUGCUGAUGCCUCACACAGAGUGUGUAAAAAUAGGCAUUCAGCCAGGACGGGUUGUGUCAGCUCUUCGCUCCAGACCUCCAGUCCGUCUCCACAGCCCGGUCCGGCCGGUUCCUGCUCCCCGCACCAAGCCAGUGGUGCGCGUCGCCAGCCCGGCCCGGCCUGUUCCUGCCCCUCGCACCAAGCCUGUGGUGCGCGUCGCCAGCCUGGUCCGGCCCGUUCCUGCUCCCCGCACCAAGCCAGUGGUGCGCGUCGUCAGCCCGGUCCGGCCCGUUCCUGCUCCUCACACCAAGCCAGUGGUGCGCGUCGUCAGCCCGGUCCGGCCCGUUCCUGCUCCCCGCACCAAGCCAGUGGUGCGCGUCGUUAGCCCGGUCCGGCCCAUUCCGGCUCCCCGCACCAAGCCAGUGGUGUGCGUCGUCAGGCCGGCACAGCCCGUGCCUGUUUCACCGGUGCCUGGUCAGCUGCUCCACACCGGAGCCUAAGCAAUCCGCUCCACCGAUGUCCAGUCCAGCUCCAGCCAGCGGGACCAGACCAGGGGCGCUACAGGGGGGUAGUUAGAGAGUGGUGGUCACGCCCGGAGCCGGAUCCGCCUCCGAGGUGGAAUGCCCACCCGGCCCCUCCCCUGUUGGGUUUAGUUGGCGCGGUCGCAGUCCGCGCCUUUGGGGGGGGGGGGGUACUGUCACGCCCUGGCUCUGGGGACUUUUAUAUGUUGAGCCAGGGUGUUAGUUUCUAUGUUUAGUGUUCUAGGUUUAUGUUCUAGAUCGUGUGUUUCUAUGUUGGCCGGGGUGGUUCCCAAUCAGAGGCAGCUGUGGCUUGUUGUCUCUGAUUGGGAACCAUACUUAGGCAGCCUGUUUUGCACUUGUCAUUUGUGGGAUCUUGUUCUGUGUAGGUUUGUGUUUGUUAACCUUGGGCUUCACGUAUCGUUUAUUGUUUUGUUCGUGGUGUACUUAAUAUAUAAGAAUGUACGCAUAUCACGCUGCGCCUUGGUCCACUCAUUAUGACGAGCGUGACAGGGGGCAAUUACUUUAUCACACAGAGGAAUUGGGUGUUGCAUAACUUUGUUAAAUAAAUCAAAUAUAAUUGUAUUUUGUUAUUUGUAAACUCAGGUUCCCUUUAUCUAAUAUUAGGUUUUGGUUGAAGAUCUGAUAACAUUCAGUAUAAACAAAUAUGCAAAAAUAGAGAAAAAUCCGAAAGGGGGCAAAUACUUUUUCACGGCACUGUUCAUAUCACAUUAAUUGUGCUAAAUAUGAUAGCUAACGUUAGCUAGCUAAGCGCUAGCCGGUCAGUGGCACUGACAGAUUGAAACAGGUAUCAACAAAAUGGCUUUCACUCUAUCCCAUAAAACAUGACAUUGCUAACUAGGAAUAAUUUAGCUAAUAAAAUGUAAAAGUUUAUUAGGAAGUUGAAUUAAAAAGUUAGACACUCACCGGAAAACUUUGGUAGGUAGCUAGCUAGCUAGCUUGGUUUCCAUUUUCCAACAGAUGUUUCUAACCCCCCUGAUCGGUCAUCAACGGUUACUUGUCUUGGAACUUGUUGCCACAGAUUCAAAUUGAAUCUUGAGAGAAUUGUCUGCCAGAAAAAAAGCUCUGGCGAACUGUGCCAAUAAAUAUUAUUGUUGCCAAAGGUUUGCCGCAGAUUCACCACUAGUGGCAAACAUUUGCAAACUUCUGGCAACAUUUUGUGGCACACUAUUUAGUUUGCAGCAAUUUGCCACAAACUUGCGGGGAAGUUUGCCGCAACAAAUUCAUUUUUUGUAAGGGCAUAUUCCCACUAAUAUUCCUUUAUGUAAUUAAGCUUUUACAUGUGUAUUUUAAUUAUAAUAAUAAUAUUUUAUUUGUAGAGCUCAAUGCACACGUGAAGCUUGUUGGUGCUUGCUUCUGUGCACAAAUAAUUUGACCACUGCAGUUUGAGAUAAUUUUUUCCCAUUUGAUUUUUAUUUAUUUUUUAUAAUUUUUUAAUGAUUUUAUGAAAAGAAGCUGAUACUGGACUUCAUUAUUUACUGUUUUAUUUCUGAUAUUUUAGCUUAAUUAAAAUAAUAGUGAUAAAGAGUAGAGAUAAAGGAAAUGAAAAAUGCAGAGCAUGCCCAGAGCUUGUGGAUCAGCGGUACCAGAGCUUGUGGAUCAGCGGUACCAGAGCUUGUGGCUGAGCGGUACCAGAGCUUGUGGCUCAGCGGUACCAGAGCUUGUGGAUCAGCGGUACCAGAGCUUAUGGAUCAGUGGUACCAGAGCUUGUGGAUCAGAGGUACCAGAGCUUGUGGAUCAGCGGUACCAGAGCGAAAUUGGAGCAGAAGAGAAAAGAAAAUGCUGGAAUUACGCUCUGCUCCUCGCCCACUUAGCCAUGCUCUGGCAUUCAAAAGCAGCCCUGCUUUAGGUUAUAAAAAAACGGUCAAUUAAUAAUCAUUUCAAUUAAUGGAAUCAGUGUAUGUAUGGCUGCAGCAACCAUUACCCGGCCUGACAAGCUGCAUAACAAAUUAGGCCUAAUUAGAGAAAAUAACAAUUAAGUAAUUCAAACAAGAUAAUACAUAGUUCAAAUGAAUUAGUAUCUUGUUUGAAUGACUUAGUAUCUUGUUUGAACGACUUAGUAAAGGCUUCAGGGCUUCCGUACAAUGUUGUCAUUACCUAGCAAAGUUUGUAAAAAAUAGCUUGCAAUAACAACGUUAGCUAGGUAUAAUCCGUUGGUCUCCUCUCAAUCUUAAGUAGCUAGCAAACGUUAUACUGCAUUGAAAGUCAACCUGACAACAUCAAAAUGAUGACAAAAGGCUUUCCUACUAAUUAUUUGCCUUCUUUAGAAAUGUAGUUGUAUUUCCAAGUCACUGUAAUGCACUUUUUCAUGCAUUCCAUUAAUAAUAUAAGAUAACAUUAAAGCGGUCUGAUGUCACGCUUCAUUCUGUCAUCACAUCACUGAUGACAUCACAUCUGUUUCUCCUCCUCUCCAGUCAGUUCAGACGAGAUGUCAGAUGGUAUUCAACAAUCAAAGAGAGUCAACAUGUGCAAACCUCUCUUCAUUUUUACUGUCCUACUAUUCUGGAUUGCAGGUAUUUUAACUACAGUUAUUUAGUAGUUCCCUACAAUACUUAUUAAAUAUGACAGUGUAACAAUGUGUAUGAAUGUGUUACAAUAACUACUUAACAAAGGUUUCAUGCAAACUUAAGGAAUUUUGGUACAAUCAUUUUUUAUGUAUUGUAAAGUAAAAGUAAUUCUCUCUAUCUCUCGCUCUCUCGCUCUCUCGCUCUCUCUGUCUCUCUGUCUCUCUCUGUCUCUCUUUCUCUCUCUCUGUCUCUCUUUCUCUCUGUCUCUCUCUCUGUGUGUCUGUCUCUCUCUCUCUGUCUCUCUCUCUGUGUGUCUGUGUCUCUCUCUCUGUCCCUCUCUCUGUGUCUGUGUCUCUCUCUCUGUCUCUCUCUCUGUGUCUGUGUCUCUCUCUUUGUCUCUCUCUCUCUGUGUCUGUGUCUCUCUCUCUGUCUCUCUCUCUGUGUGUCUGUGUCUCUCUCUCUGUCUCUCUCUCUGUAUGUCUGUGUCUCUCUCUCUGUCUCUCUCUCUGUGUGUCUCUCUGUCUCGCUCUCUGUCUCUCUCUCUGUGUGUCUGUGUCUCUCUCUCUGUCUCUCUCUCCAUCUCUCCCCAGGUGUCUCUCUCAGUAAAGUAGUGUACCAGUCUCCCUCUACACUGCUGGUAGAGCCUAAUGCGUCUGUCUCUGUAACACUCAACUGCAGUCAUAAAAUCACUAGCUAUGACACUAUCCUCUGGUACCAGCGUUCUGUGGGAGACACGGCUCUGAAACUCAUUGCAUAUGUAUUCUUGACAACGCAGACUGUUGAACCCUCAUAUAAAGGUUACUUUGACGUGAAAGGAGAUGGGAGGAAAGAUGCCUUCCUUCAACUCCUCAAACUGAGACAAGCUGAAGACAGUGGGGAGUAUUUCUGUGCUGCUAGUUAUACACAGUGUUACAGCAUCCCCUUUCUACACUACAAAAACCUCUCUCUCUCUACCUAGCAGAUCCAUCUGGUACUGGAUCAAAACACCUGCAUUAAACCACAUGAACUAACAGACCUCUGUUCAGACACUGUCAGAGAGGUGAGAGGGAGAUUUGAUUUGGUGCCAAUAUACUGUAACCACAUAACUAGAGUGAGUACAACGGGCCACCCCAUUUAAUGGGUGGAAAGGCAGCCAUCCUUUCCAGAGAUCCUAUUGACUAUUCUAGAGACUGUAACAGCAUUCUGUCAUAACAUCUCUGAUGUUGUCACUUCCUGUUCCUCCUCAUCUCUAGUCAGUUGAGAUGUCAGUUGGUUUUAAUGUUCAGCUCUGAGAGUCAACAUGUUCGAACCUUUCUUCAGUAUCCUUGUUUUACUCUUUUGGCUCACAGGUAAUAACAUUCAUCUUGGACAUUAUCAUUUGUUUAGAUGUACUGUAGGCCUACAAAAUAUGCAUUUGCAUCCCUUAUCUAAGCAUAUGAUAGUGAAAGUCUUCUCUCCAUCUCUCUCCAGGUUUCUCUCUCGGUGUUGAGGUUCACCAAACUCCCUCUGAAGUCUUCAACAGACCUGGAGAGAACGUUCAACUCUUCUGCCACCAUAAAACAUCUAACUAUAGGGUGAUGUUGUGGUACCAGAAAUUACAAGGAGAAACUGCACUAAAACUCAUAGGAUAUCUACAUUUUCCAGAAUCCAACCAUUGAAAGUUCACAUGAAAAGCAUUUCAAUAUGAGUGGGGAUUUGGGCGGCGAUCAUCCCAAGAACGGCUCUCUUAAUAUUUUCAAUGUUCAACAUCCCGAACACGGUGCUGUGUAUUUCUGUGCUG